Schistocerca gregaria is the source of this 1695-nucleotide messenger RNA. RefSeq lists its product as uncharacterized. The coding region runs from base 3 to 1469 and encodes 488 amino acids. Lineage: Eukaryota; Metazoa; Arthropoda; Insecta; Orthoptera; Acrididae. The transcript has 3 exons. Gene Ontology annotation, molecular function: p53 binding; protein-lysine N-methyltransferase activity; histone methyltransferase activity. The record is from RefSeq and is a predicted model, not a curated record.
CGAUGAUCUUGGAGGAAAGUGCUUGGUAUAAGCGGUUUGUGAAUGACUUUUGCUUUGGGGAGUAUGAAAAUGAUCUAGCGAAAUGCAAGCCGGUAGCUGUACCAUGGGUCAGGUAUUACGUGAGCUCGUUUACAUUUUCAGAGGAGGAAGGGAGGUCAGAUUCUAUAAAAUGGACGAGUGAGCUUAUUUCGAUAAUGCAAGGCGAAUAUGGUCUGUCAGCCCUUCAAGAACUUGUGCUAGAAGGAGAUGUGGAUACAGCGAGGUACCAGCUGGAGAGUAUAGUAAAACUUUAUGAAGACUCUGAGGAGUCUAGGCCGAUAUAUGAGAUAGAGAAGUCUGUAUUGCACUAUGCGGUAUUGACAGGAAUACCGGAGAUGGUGAGAAUGUUGUUGGAGGAAGGAAGUUAUCGAGGCGCACUGAGUUUAGGCGAUGUGGUUACAGGAUUUACGCCAUGUCAUUUGGCAGUAUUUGUGCAGAAUUCAGAGGUGCUAUGGGAAUUAGUGAGUCAUGGAGGAAGUGUAGAAGAGAGAGAUGGAUAUGGGGCGAGGCCGAUAGACUAUGCACGGAUGUUAGGAAGUGCACCACAUUAUCGGAGGAAUUGGCGUACAGAAAAACGUUUAGCUGUGUGGAUAGGUGAAGAAGAGCAAGGGGAACUAGUAGAAUGGGAAGUAGAGAAACUAGAGAAUUGGGUAAAUCAAGUGAAUAAGGACAUAGAACAAAGCAAAGCAUCUGAAAAUUUGAUAGAUAUGCCACUAACUUUAGUACAAGAUCAAAAAAAUCAAAAAUCAAAGAGUUUUUCAUCAGAUUCUUUUGUUUUUAUCUUUCAUUAUUCGAUAACUCGUUCUUAUAUCACAGAACUUUUGUUUUCUUCUACCCAACCUUCUCAGGCACUGAAAGAUGCAUCUUUCCGUACUCAGUAUUUUCCUUCCCUUUCUGUCUGCUCUGGCGAUCAACAUCUCAUUCUAUGCUAUAUCGAUCGGACCGUUGGCUGGGGAUGCUAUGCUCGACGCGCCUUUGCUCCCGAUGAAUACAUCGCUCAAUUUGCUGGACAAUUCAUUUCUCAAUCUACCCAAAAAAAUCGCCGCUAUUGCCUGUCUUGCUCUAUAGACGGUUCCCUCCUAGAUGCCAGCUAUUAUAGAAAUCUCUCCGCCUUUAUCAAUCAUAGUCCACAGCCAAAUGCACAUAUCCAUACCGUCUUUGAAGUGGGUAUCGACCGCCCUAUCAUCAUCGCACUUCGACCUAUACAAAUAGGUGAACAGAUAUGCGUAGAUUAUGGUUCAUCCUACUUCUCAGAUAAAUCUCACCUCUGUUCCUCCAAUCUGAUGCAAUACCUCCAUCAACCGAAAAUGCCCACUUUCCUUCCAGCUCUUGCUCUAUCCACCAUUUCGAGCCAUUCAUACCAGUCCAAACUCUCCUGCCCUUGUUUUCCACAUGCACCUCCCUCUGCAUCCCCCAUCGAAUACAGCUAGCGUACCACAUAGGCGCAAUAACUCAUUCUGUACGACAUGUAACUGUGGAUAUAUAAGUCGUAAUGCCACGCUCUCGUAAUACAUUCCAAGCUAUAUCAGCUACCGUAUACAUAGUUGUAUUUAUCCUAUCAACCACUCUUUAGAUACACAUUUUUAUAUGAGAAACGCGCUUGUUUUGCCUUUAUGUGUGUGUAUAAUACAAAAUCCUAAAUGAAACGUCUUCCUC